UCUCCUCCCCAUUCAAUCGAAAGUUCAAGUCCACACCUCGCAACCCAUAUCUAACCUCUAUUUUACGACCUCAUCUUUAACAUUUACGUGUACAUAUCUGUAUUUAGUAUGGCGAGCGCUAAGAAAACAUACUUCCUCGUCCCAAAAUGGGACUUCCCACCAGAAGCCUUACGCCUUGGAAACCUCAUCGCCGACCCCGCAGAGCCUCACCGUCCCCUCAAUGCUACCCCGCCGCUCCGGACACCCCCCACUACCUCACCAGAUGAGCAGGCCACAAGCCCACCACUCAUCGGAAUCGACAGCCCGAUCUAUGAAACGACCAAAACUUCCUACACCAAAAUCGCCUCAGUAACCAAAAAGAAAUCCCUCUCCCUCAUCGCCCAGAUCAGCCUCAUCACUGGAAUCGGCGGCAACACUUCCCUCUCCUCGGCUAGAAACGAAGACCUCUCAUACAGCUUCCGCAGCAUGCACUCUGAAUGGUUCGUCCCGUCCAGUAGCUUCAUCUCCGCUGCUGUCGCGCAGCCAAAAGUCGCUGGGUUCAUUUCUAUGCUGUCAUCGAGGCGGCCGAUUUACAUGAUUACGGGACUCAAGCAUAUUACUGGAGUCGUCGCAUCAAGCCACUCGGGGAAAGAGCGGAGCGGAGGCGGCGGCGUGAGCGCCGAUGCCACGGCGUUAGGCGUGCCGCUAUCCGUGGGCAUUAAUGCAGAGAGAGGGGUGGGGACGGGAGAGACCGUCGAGUGGGAGUGUGAGGGGCCUAUUGUGUUUGUGUAUCAGCUUGAAAAGUUGACAAGGAGGAACGAUGAGUGGAAUGGGAAGGAGUAUAGUACUAAGGGGGCUUUUAUGGGUGUUGAAGAGGCGGCGAAGGAGGAUGAGUGGGUGGUGGAGGGCGAUAAUGGGAUUUUGGAGGGCUUGGAUGAGGAGGAUUUAGAGAUUAGGGGUGGUGGAUGGGAUGAUUUAGAAGAAGAGGAGUGCGUGUUGGUUGUUCCUAGGGUGUGAAUAUAUCGUUGUUUAGAUGUGAAUAAGCAACGAGCUUUGGGAUGGUCUGGCUCUCGCACGCCAUCGUCUCCACCACGUACGUUUACCCCCACCACGAACUCAACUGUAGCACUGUGUAUCCCUCACCCACUGUUUAUCCACUCCAACUAGCCUUAAAAGAUGGAUUACGUGCUUAAAUCCGCGGGGGUAUGGAGGGGUAACUUUCUUGAUCUUAUCUCAAGAUAUGUAGAGUACA
Molecule: messenger RNA, 1231 nt
Organism: Pseudogymnoascus verrucosus
Lineage: Eukaryota; Fungi; Ascomycota; Leotiomycetes; Thelebolales; Thelebolaceae
Exons: 1
Coding region: 109-996 (295 amino acids)
Source: RefSeq, a predicted model, not a curated record